Molecule: messenger RNA, 1104 nt
Organism: Orbicella faveolata
Lineage: Eukaryota; Metazoa; Cnidaria; Anthozoa; Scleractinia; Merulinidae
Product: fibroblast growth factor 2-like
Molecular function (GO): growth factor activity
Source: RefSeq, a predicted model, not a curated record
CUGUUGUUAUUUUCAGGCCGGCACAGAAAAGUACUCCCACAAGCAUUUCACUCCAAGUGGCUCUUCUCUAGUUUGUCUGGCGGCCUGGAAUCAGGCGGUUCGCCUGUAGACAGCAGGAGCCGAUAUUAGUCCUAAAUCAAAGCAGAUAAAGCUGGCGUAGAGCUGUGUCGAGAGUUUUUGAAAUGGAAACCAAGUAUUUCAAGACGCAGAUGAAUAGGCGGUCUGAUGUUGAAAUCACGGCGCACUGCGCCAAGACGAGAGACUGGGUGUUAACAAAAUCAGCGUUACUUCAGUCGAGGACUGUUCAAUGGUCCGCAGCCAAGAUCAACCUGAACAUCUUCUCGCUGAAGGACACUGGUGCAACGGAUGAGGCUGAAAACACGGUUACAAGUGUGAAGCUGUUUGGUAAGAAUCAUUGGUUCCUUCGCUUGCAAGAUGAUGGCAACGUCACAGGAACUCGUGAACAAGGCAACGUUGAAGUCAACCUGCAGUUACAGCCGAUCGGGAAAGGAUUAGUUCACAUUUAUGGUCCCGAAGUGAAGCGGUAUCUCGCAAUGGACAGCAAUGGGCGGCUGUUUUCCACGAAAAACAAGACAGACAGCACAAUUUUCAAGCACGUGACCGGGGUCAAUGGCUUCCAUACAUUUUCCUCGCAUAAAUACUACAGGGACACGCCCCACGACAUGUAUAUAGCGCUCAAGAAGGACGGACUGCCGAGGAAAGGAAACAAAACAUGUCGGCUUCACAAGGGAUCUCAGUUUUUGAUCAUUUAACAAUCAACUAGUUCUCCAUACUGGUUACCAUGAAUUUAACCAGACAUUGAAGGCAUUAUUUAUCAGAGAAAACUAAUAUUUAUUGUUAUUGCAUGUAGCAAUGUUAUACAUGAAUGAAAGUAAUAGUUGUGGAAAGGAUUGCGGUUUAAAAACGCAGACUUGUGUUUGAAAACAAAUAAACAAAAUAACUGAAAAUGGUUAAAUGGAAAAAAUAUAUAUAUAUUAGGGAAGAUUAUUUAUUAUCUACUGUCCAAACUAGGGUAUAUGAUUUUAAAAACUGUUGUAGCCAUCUUGAUUUAUCUUUAGAAAUAAAUUAUUUCCUUGAGCUUGA